Molecule: messenger RNA, 1751 nt
Organism: Arachis ipaensis
Lineage: Eukaryota; Viridiplantae; Streptophyta; Magnoliopsida; Fabales; Fabaceae
Product: Transmembrane amino acid transporter family protein
Biological process (GO): neutral amino acid transport; amino acid transmembrane transport
Cellular component (GO): vacuolar membrane
Molecular function (GO): neutral L-amino acid transmembrane transporter activity; L-amino acid transmembrane transporter activity
Source: RefSeq, a predicted model, not a curated record
CUCCACAUUCUUAAGGAUGAAUCUCCAUAACAAUAGCCAUAAGCCCAUAACCAUAGCUAGAAAAUCACACACACAGAGACGUGUUCUUCCAUCUCUUUCUUCCUCCUUCCAAUCCAAUCCUUCUUUACUUUUUCAAUUCUCAACUUCUUUCUGCAAUCGUUAGUUAAUUCCAAUUCAAUUCAACCAAUCGUUAGCUAAUUCCAAUUCAAUUCAACCAACAAAUCAACAACAACAACAACAAACAUACACCAUAACCACCAGCACCCAAAACUCAUCGUUGCAAAAAUUCAAAACUUUCCGGCAAAGCUGAAAACUUGAUUGAAAUGGGGUUCGAGAAAGAAGCAAGCUCUUCAACCUACUCGCUUCCACCAUACCCACGUGAGGAUACACCACUUCUUACAAAGUCGCCGCCGCUAUCCUCCAACUUCAAGACCUUCGCCAACGUCUUCAUCGCCAUCGUCGGCGCCGGCGUCCUCGGUCUCCCUUACAGCUUCAAGCGAACCGGCUACGUCACCGGCCUCCUCAUGCUUCUCUCCGUCGCAUUCCUCACCUACCACUGCAUGAUGCUUCUCGUCAAAACUCGCCGCAAGCUCGAUUCCAUAUUAGGGUUCUCAAAGAUCCAAUCUUUUGGCGAUUUGGGAUUCACCAUCUGCGGCCCAAUUGGAAGAUUCACCGUUGACGCCAUGAUCGUGCUUUCCCAAGCCGGUUUCUGCGUCAGCUACCUAAUCUUCAUUUCCACCACUUUGGCUUUUCUUGUGAACAAUGGAAUUGAUGCAACAAAACCGGUUUUUCUAGGGUUUAGUGCUAAAGUUUUGUUCUUGUGGGGUUGUUUUCCGUUUCAAUUAGGGCUGAAUUCGAUUAAGACCUUGACUCACUUGGCUCCUCUGAGUAUAUUUGCUGAUGCUGUUGAUCUUUCUGCUAAGGGUGCUGUGAUGGUUGAGGAAGUUUUUGUUUUCCUCAAGAACAGGCCAAAUUUGGAGGCUUUUGGUGGGAUUUCUGUGUUCUUCUAUGGUAUUGGUGUUGCUGUGUAUGCAUUUGAAGGGAUUGGAAUGGUUUUGCCAUUGGAAUCUGAGACUAAGGAUAAGGACAAGUUUGGUAGGGUUUUGGGAUUUGGGAUGAGUUUCAUUGCUGUUUUGUUUGGUGCUUUUGGUGUUCUUGGUUACUUUGCUUUUGGUGAGAACACCAAGGAUAUAAUUACUACUAAUCUAGGACCUGGUUUGAUUAGUGUUUUGGUGCAAUUAGGACUAAGCAUUAACCUGUUCUUCACUUUUCCUUUGAUGAUGAACCCUGUUUAUGAGGUUUUUGAGAGAAGGUUCUGUGGAUAUAGGUACUGCUUAUGGCUGAGGUGGGUUUUGGUGUUGGUGGUGAGUCUUGUGGCACUUUUGGUGCCUAAUUUUGCUGAUUUCUUGUCACUUGUUGGGAGCAGCAUAUGUGUUGUGCUUAGUUUUGUGUUGCCUGCAAUGUUCCAUUGUCUUGUGUUUAAGGAUGAGUUGGGUUGGAAGUGUUUAGUUUCUGAUGGGGCAAUUGUGGUUUUUGGAUUUGUUGUUGCUGUUUCUGGAACUUGGUCUUCACUAUCUGAGAUUCUUGCUCCUAAGGCCUAAUUAGGCAAAACAAAAAAAUAAAAAAUGUGAAAAAUCCCUUAUGUGGAGUAAUGUAAUAUAAUGUAAUGUUGUAAGGUCUCUAGUGUGCCAACCAUGAUUGGGUUGAUUUAUUUGUUAAAAUGCAUAAGAUUUGCAAUGAGCUAAAUCUAA